Messenger RNA from Trypanosoma theileri, 561 nucleotides. RefSeq lists its product as uncharacterized. Bases 1 to 561 code for a protein of 186 amino acids. The transcript has a single exon. NCBI's taxonomy places the organism in Eukaryota, Euglenozoa, Kinetoplastea, Trypanosomatida, Trypanosomatidae. The record is from RefSeq and is a predicted model, not a curated record.
AUGCGGCGUGUCUGCAGCCGUUGUGUGCGGCCGGUGGGUGAAUUCCCCGCCGUCGCGUUGCGGCAGUCCACCGCGGCGGUCUCCACCGGCGUCUUCGAUCACGGCCCCUUCCAACACCGCAGCCGCCACUCAUUCAACACAAUUCCACUGCACGACGCCAAUCGCCUCGGGGGGCGCACGGCGUAUCUGCGCGAAAUCGGCCCCGUCAACCAAAAAACACGCGGCCGCCGCUUUAAGAAGGAUCCACGCACCGUGCAGUUCAACGUGGAUGUGUGGUGUGCGCAGCAGACACUGCGGAAGCGGUGGAAACAACGCGAUUGGGAGGUGGUGGAGGUCCCCUUCCGACACGCACCGGCGGAGCAGCAGCGCGUGGUGCCGGAGCUCUACACAGAUGUGCCAAUGAUGACAGACCCAGCACGGCAGGAUUAUAGUAACAUCCGCAGUAAAGUAUACGACCGCGAGGCACUGCAACACGUCCUCUUUGGCGCUACAAACACAUUGCCCUAUCCACCACUGCAGUACGUGGACAAAAAGGCAAUGACAUUGGAUAAGUUCUUGUAG